UUUGUGUCUUGGAUAAAGAAAAAAAGGGGGUGGGUGCAUUUUCGAAAGUACUAGAAAAUCGUGGAACAUACUCGUGGGAAGGCACAUUGCGUAUUUACUAGUUUCGAGACAAUCAAGGAGAGGCGCUAGUUGUCCAUUUCUGGAGCUUUCUGAAAAUCCGUACCGGCUCGAGAACUGAACCACUGAACAUUCGCAUCAAUUCGCACGAGUCAUCGCGUAUCUUUGCGAGCAUAAAAGAACAAGUCGUGGAAAUAGAACGAAAGUAUCGCUACUCUCAGUCUCAGGUCAAGCGUUAUGGACCAGGUAUCAGUGUUAAAAGAAAAAGGUAAUUCUGCUUUACAAGAAGGAAGAGUUAACGAGGCUAUCGAAUAUUACACACAGGCAAUUCAAUUAGAUGGAAAUAAUCAUGUACUCUAUAGUAAUAGAUCUGCGGCGUAUGCUAAUGCAGAAAAGUAUGAACAAGCUUUAGAAGAUGCUGAAAAAACUAUAAAAAUCAAACCAGAUUGGGGAAAAGGUUAUUCACGCAAGGGCAGUGCGCUUGCUUAUUUGGGCAGACUAGAUGAAUCUAUUAAGGCAUACAAGAUUGGCCUACAGUUGGAUCCUAACAAUGCUCAACUUAAAAAUGAUCUGGCUAAAGUCGGGAACAAGAAACUAGCACAUGCUGGAAACAUUUUCAAUACACCAGAUCUUUACGUCUGUCUUGCAAAUGACCCUACAACAAAGGAAUUUUUUAAGGAUCCGGAUUAUUUGAAACUUCUACAGGAGCUGCAAGCCAACCCGGAAGCUAUGCUAACGAAUUAUCGGGAUAAUAGAGUAUUUUUAACAUUUUGCGCGUUGCUUCGCUACCAUGAUAAGUACGAAGCAAUGGAAACAGAUCCACCAGAACCUCCAGUACCUGAAAAAGAAACACCUAAACCUAAGAAGAAAGAAGAAGAUAAUCUUCCACCUGAAAAGAGAGAAGCUCUAAAUGAAAAACAAUUAGGUAACGAUGCCUACAAUAAAAAGAACUUUGAAGAAGCCCUUCAGCAUUAUAACAGAGCAGUAGAAUUAAAUCCUACAGAAAUCAUUUAUCUAUUAAAUAUAGCUGCAGUGUAUUUUGAACAAAAGGAAUAUGAUAAAUGUAUCGCUCAGUGUGAAAAAGCCAUCGAAGUUGGAAGGGAGAAUCGGGCAGAUUUUAAAUUAAUAGCAAAAGCAUUCACUAGAAUUGGUCAUGCGUACAAAAAAAUGGGGAACUGGAAACAAGCAAAGGUGUAUUACGAAAAGUCUAUGUCAGAGCAUAGAACACCAGAAAUUAAAACCCUUCUUUCGGACAUUGAUAAAAUCAUUAAGGAAGAAGAGAGAAAAGCAUACGUCGAUCCAGUAAAAGCAGAAGAAGAAAAGGAGCUUGGAAAUCAAAAGUAUAAGGAUGGAGACUAUCCAGCCGCGAUAAAACAUUAUACAGAGGCUAUUAAAAGAAAUCCCGACGAUCCGAAAUAUUAUAGCAACAGAGCUGCCUGUUAUACUAAAUUAGCAGCAUUUGAUCUUGGAUUAAAAGACUGUGAAAAAUGUGUUGAAAUCGAUCCAAAGUUCAUCAAAGCUUGGAUAAGAAAAGGGAAGAUACUGCAAGGUAUGCAACAACAAGGAAAAGCACUCAGUGCCUAUCAAAAAGCAUUGGAAUUAGAUCCGUCGAAUAGCGAAGCAUUAGAAGGAUAUCGGUCGUGCGCUGUUUGUGUCAGUUCGAAUCCCGAGGAAGUAAGGAAAAGGGCAAUGGAAGAUCCAGAAAUUCAAAGCAUAUUACGGGACCCUGCUAUGAGACUUAUUUUGGAGCAAAUGCAGAGUGAUCCUAGAGCUUUGCAAGAUCACUUAAAGAAUCCGGAUAUAGCGGCGAAGUUACAGAAACUCUUGGAAUCUGGUCUCAUUGCGAUCCAUUGAAGACAAAAGUAUUUGUACUUGUGCAUAACUUCGUGCACGACAUUACAUUGUCACCAAGUUCCUUUGGUAUUAUGAAAAUCGUGCUGUUCGUUCUAUUUUUAUGUAUUAGAAGUACGUUAUUUAACCAUACCGGCUGCUUAAUGGCAUUCUACAUCUCUGUUCGAAACAGCCCCUUUUUUUUUAUCUAAGUUUUGUUAUACAUACGUAUCACUUUCGCGCGGAUGCAGUGGCCUUCUUGGUCGUGGACCACUUUUGCAUUGUAAAUCGUAUCAUACGAAAUGUUUGAAUGUGUUUCGCGGAGUGUAACUUUAUAAGAAACGAACGUAUUACAUAACUACAAGCUUUUGCAUAACCUUUGCAUAAAAUUACACUUCCAACUGUAAAUCAUUAAUAUCGUCGAUAUCAAGUAUGCGAUAGUAUCAUAAAUAUGUUACACGGUCUAGAUUAAACGAAAUUAUUAUCUUAAACCUGAUUUCCUCGAUAUACAAAUUUCCGUGCACUAAACAUGUACCUAGCUUUUACGUUUUAAGCAACAUAAUUUUCAUUUAAAGUACUAAUACUGUAAUAGAAGAAAUAACAAUUCCAAUAAUUAUGACAUAAUUAUACGA
Hylaeus volcanicus is the source of this 2519-nucleotide messenger RNA. It is a transcript of the gene Stip1, whose product is annotated as stress-induced-phosphoprotein 1. The transcript has 3 exons. Lineage: Eukaryota; Metazoa; Arthropoda; Insecta; Hymenoptera; Colletidae. Gene Ontology annotation, molecular function: Hsp90 protein binding. Bases 295 to 1911 code for a protein of 538 amino acids. The record is from RefSeq and is a predicted model, not a curated record.